Messenger RNA from Stylonychia lemnae, 831 nucleotides. NCBI's taxonomy places the organism in Eukaryota, Ciliophora, Spirotrichea, Sporadotrichida, Oxytrichidae. The record is from the annotation of a GenBank genome assembly.
AUGGACAAGCAUUUAGAUGGCAAAAAGGCUGAUACUUCAUUUAAAGCUCUGCAGGAUAGCAGAUUUGUACCUUUGGAAGUGAGAAAUAAGUGCAGGGAGUUAUUCAACAAAUACAGCUCAAUAGAAUUGGAUUUGUAAAUGUCUCAAGAAGUCAAGGCAAAGCAUAUGGUUCAAUGGUGGGAAGAAAAUCUUGAUUUGUUUUCUGAGAUUAGACUUCACAGAGAAGACUUUAUGAAUUUAGUCUUAGAAAGCAGACUGCUUCUUAGGAAUGGAGUUGAAGAGUUGAUGGCUCUGUCACACAUCUUGAAUGUUCCUUUCAUCAUAGUAUCAGGGGGUAUUUCUGAAAUUAUCGAAUACAACUUUUAGGCUAUUAUGCAUAAUGGGGAAAUUAAAAAUGAGCAUGCCAAGCUAUGCUGGGAAAAUUCAAGGAUCUUUUCAAAUCAAUUCCAUUAUCGAGAUGAUAUAGCUUACGACUACAAAAAACCUGUCAUUCAUGUGCUUAACAAGCAAGAUUUUAUAUACGAUUAAGCUACUAGUUUUAGGAGGAAUGUCUUGGUCAUGGGUGACUUCUUAGAAGAUGUUCACAUGGUAAAGCACUCAUAGCACGAUAUCGUUCUCAAGAUAGGUUACCUGAAUAAUCUCUAACGUUAGGGACAUAUGAUUGAGGAAUUUAAGAAUCACUAUGAUUUAGUUAUCCUGCAUGAUGGCUCUCUGCAAAUAGUUAACUAUAUCUUAACAAAGGUUUUCUAAACUGGAAUAACUGAUGAUUUGGAGGAACUGCUUAAAGACGUAGCUGGACUCAAAGAUUUAAGAUAAGCAAUGAACUUCUGA